This is a messenger RNA of Sitophilus oryzae (rice weevil), 591 nucleotides long. Its product is annotated as partner of xrn-2 protein 1-like. The coding region runs from base 134 to 487 and encodes 117 amino acids. The transcript is spliced from 3 exons. The record is from RefSeq and is a predicted model, not a curated record. Lineage: Eukaryota; Metazoa; Arthropoda; Insecta; Coleoptera; Curculionidae.
UUUUUCUUUUUCUAUGGCAGAGAUCUAUGGACAUUUAUUAAAAUCUCAUGUUUAUGUUUUGUUGUUUUGCCAGGUGUUUGCUAGUGUUUCCUAUUUCCUAUCUAAAUAAAUCAAAACAGUAGUAUAAAUUGCAAUGACCCAAACUUAUCCUACAGAUUGGGACGUAGAUCAAUAUAGAGAUGAUACUGAACCGGAAGAACAUUGGGACUUACGCAGGACAUUCAUGGAAGCUCACAAAGGAAGAUUUUCAGAACAAUAUCUUGUUGCUCUAGCUAGAACCUUUACUAACAUUGAAUUCAUGGGAUGCAUUUAUCCUGCUCCCGUAAUGACAAAAAUUGCAGAACUUUCAAAAGAUGUAGCUAAAAAGUACAGAGAACAAAAAAAGAAUAAGUUACAAAGGACAUUUGUAUCAGCAAGUAAUGCCGCGGAAAAUAAAAUAAAAAAACGAAAGUCAGACCCAGGUACUUCAUAUAAUAAAAAAAGUUAAUUCUAAGAAUUAAUUUGGUGAAUGGAUUAUGAAAAUGAAUCAAAGACAAUUAUGUUUAAUUUUUGUAACAUUUUAUAUAAAUAAAUAUACAUAAUACAAAAUUA